This is a messenger RNA of Lucilia cuprina (Australian sheep blowfly), 5187 nucleotides long. RefSeq names its product Fanconi anemia group D2 protein (gene Fancd2). Bases 109 to 4596 code for a protein of 1495 amino acids. Lineage: Eukaryota; Metazoa; Arthropoda; Insecta; Diptera; Calliphoridae. The record is from RefSeq and is a predicted model, not a curated record. Gene Ontology annotation, biological process: double-strand break repair involved in meiotic recombination; mitotic intra-S DNA damage checkpoint signaling; homologous chromosome pairing at meiosis. Gene Ontology annotation, molecular function: DNA polymerase binding. The transcript is spliced from 22 exons. Gene Ontology annotation, cellular component: condensed chromosome; nucleus.
GUUACGUUUAAAAACAGUGAGGCAUUUUGUUUGUUUUUUUGUGUUUAGUUUUGUUUUCCGCGCUUAUUUUUUUUUAUUUAAAACAAUAGUUUACUAUAUGAUUUAAUAAUGUAUAGAAAUCGCAAGUUCAACAAAAAUGGAAGAACUAAAAGUACUGACAGUCAUGAAAACAAAAGAGAUCUUAAUACAAUUGAUGAAAAUUCUACAAUUAAAAUUCCACGUUUGAAUGACGAAACAAAUAAAUUUAAAGAUGUAGCGGAAAUAGAAGAAAUGUUAAGUAGUGAAGAAAACAUUCCAGCUUCACAGGAGCCCACUCAAAGAUACUUGUCACAGAGAAGCACAAUUGCCGCAACACUGGGGCGUACACAAUCUCGAAUUAACAGCUCCCAAAGACCACCCAACACAUACUUUGAAUUGGCACUAAUGAAGGCGGGCGUACAAUUAGAUGAAGGACAGAAUUUUGUAUUAUCUUGUGAUCAUGUAACAUUCGUAAAUAAGUUGCGCGUAUUACUGGACAAAAAUCAAAAUUUCCAAGACAAUUUAAAGACGUUUAUCACCGGAUUACGUGAUGCUUGGUCAAAAUAUGCCCUAAAAUUGCUUUCGGGUUGUACAAUUAGCAUUCCAGGCGAUGAAAGUGUUUAUCAAUCUCAAGAUAGUAUGAUUGUAAACUUUUUUAUGAUCGAUUUUUUACGCGAUAAAGUGCUGGAAUUACUUUUGGUGCAAAUAAAAAAUGCUGCAUGUAACAAGGUUACUUCCUCCAAACCCACAGGCAAUAAUAUACCCUUAUUACCACUAAUGCUAUCCCAGUUACAAUAUGUUGCCAAUACACAUAGUGAAAUUAUUUACGAAAAUAUUAAAUAUAAUUUCGAAAAUGCAUUAGAACAAUCAAAAUGGGAGAUAAUAGCAAGUGCAGAAUUAAUAUUGGAUUCUAGCAAACAUGAUGAUUUUGCCAAGUUGUUACUGGAUAACAUGGCGAAUAGCAAGGAACUUUUUAAAAACUUAACUAUACAAACACUUACAAAUUUAAGUUUGAGUUCGCAGAUGCAAGGUAAACUGCGCAGUAAGGUUUUGGCCUACAUCAAAGAAGAUCAAUGUCCCAAAGCGACACUACCACUGUUAAUAAAAUUUCUGCUUAAGAUUUUGUCCGAGGAAAAUGAAGAAAGCAUGAAAGAGUUAGUUAACACAUUACGUGAAAUUCUACAUUGGCGUGAAGAUACUUCCACUUGUUCAUUGGCCAAAGAUAAACAAUUACAAUUGGAAUUAUUCGGCUAUAUAGAGCAAGGUCUUACGCGAUCUAAGAAAUUCUAUUCUAUAUGGCAAAAAUCCAUAGCAACAUUAUCUUCAACACAAUUUAAGCCUAUAGACUUUAUUAUUGUUUUGCUGCUUAUAAACAUAAGGGACGAUAAUUCCUUAUAUUUGGAAAAUGUGUUACGGCGUCAUAUCAAACAAUUGUCCACAUCAAUUGUUCAAGAAAUUCGUAACAAAUAUUCACCGAUGUUGGAACAGCACUGGCAUAUACUAAUGCAAAUAAUUAAUUUGUAUUUACGUGACAAACAUAAAACUGUGGUUGAUUUUGCUAGAUCAUGUUGUGGAACUUUUUUUGAAAUAUCGGAAUCCGUACAAAAAUCUAUUCUAAAGAAAUUAUUAGAAUUAACAUGUGAGAAAUCCAAUCAUAACACUACUAAUUUUGCUUUACAAAUGCUCAGAGAUUUAUGGCAAUUAUAUCCUAAAAUUUUACACAAUUGGGGUAUGUUGUUAUUGCCAUUUUUGGAUCAUAUACAUGAAAUGUCAUUAUCGCAAACUCGUAUUGUUAUGGAAUUAUUAUCAUCUAUUGCAUAUCCAGCACCUACUAUAGAUGAAUGUAUAACUUUGCAGGAUCAAAUUGAUAUGUUGGUUAAAAAACAAAUAAUCAACAGAAAUAAUUUUGUAAAAAAACAAGGCAUCAUUGGCGCCGUACAACUUAUAGAUUGUAUAGCUAGAAUCGAACAAUAUCAAAUUGAAGCAGAUGAUUUCGAUACAACAUAUAGUACCAUUAGCGAUAUACCAGAUGGUAGGGGUAAAACAGCAGCUAAAUAUAUAGAACGCAUACAAUCAUCUACAGUGAAUUCUCCGGAUUUAUUAGCAUUAUUUUAUGAUGAACUUGCAAAUGUUUGUUCUGCUGGCGGAUCAGAUCGUGUUAAUGGUUUACAAUUGGAUAUACCUUUUGUUAUAUGGCUAUGUGAACUAAUUACAUUUUAUUUUCAAAGUAAUUUUGUUGCCGAGCACGUUCCAGACAAAAUAGAUGGCAUACCAUUAUCUUAUAUGAAAUGCAUAAAUUCUCUAUCGGAUACUAAUACCGAAGAACAACAAAGUGAAUUACCACAAAUUGCCAUAAAUAUUGGUGAAUUAGUUUUAAGGCCACAAAAUGAAGCUAGUUCUUCGAUUCUUAUUCUCUCGCCGCUAUUUAAUUUUGUACGUGCUCUACACAUGCUUCGUUUUGAGGGCAGUCUGGAGUCCAUAAAUGCUUUGCUAGGCUGCGCUAUCAUUUUACCAAAGUUCUUCGAUGAUGAUAAUAUUGACGCAAUAUUUUUUGAUUAUAAUGAAGAAAUGCAAAAGAAAAUACUCGAUAUAUAUUUUCAUUGUGUAAAUUGGAUACGAGAAACAAUUAGUUCAUUUGCAACACAAGUUGAGCCUAUAUUACGACAAAAAGUGUUGCAACGCUUAGCAGAUCUUAUAAAUAUUGAGGAUAAAAUAAGACAUUUACUGCUUAAGGCUCCUUCAGAUUAUACACCACCACAGUGUGAAUUUAUUACUGGACAAAACUCAUCAACAACUACUAGCGUAAAAACUGCUAUAAAAUCACGUGCUGGUGGUAAUGCAGCUGGCAGUAAUAAAACUACCAAUAAAACUAAAGCUUUGCAAAAUGAUACAGAAAUUUUGCAUUUAAAUGAAACUAAUUUAAAUGACACAACACGAGCUGGCGACAUUACUACAAAGUUGGCUGGUGCCAAUAAAGUAAAAUCUUGUACUAAAAAUAAUUAUGAAAAUAUUUACGGUCCUAAAGAAAUUUACAGACAAAUGGACACUAAUAUUGUGUUAAUUUUGAAAGAAAAACUAGAUAUAAAACAUCCUUUACCUUCAGAGUACAUUGGUUAUCGCAUGGGUUUACUAGAAUUUCGUUUUAUUUUAACAGACAUUGUGUGCAAAUUGGAAUCUGUUGUGGGCAUACAAAAAUUUCAAAGUGAACAAUCAUUGCAAUAUAUUGCCAAACCGGGUCAUUUUAUGUGCGAUUUGUCAAAUUUCAUAGGUGCUAUUGGAGAGAAUAUGAAAGUAAUUUCUGCAGCAAUUAAUUCAAAACUUGAGGAAGUUCAAAGAAUUUAUAGUCAUUCUGAUUUGUUUACUGAGGAGUUUAAUUUAUUAAAAGUAUGUUUCGGCUUAUGUCUUCGUUUAUUGGUAGCGUUUUUCUCCUGGUCUGAAUGGUUUAUUAGUGAACAUCGUAUUAAUAAAUUAAGAGAAUCACUUUUAAUUUUAAUGGAACGCACACAAUAUCAGCGUUUUAAAGACAAACCAGCACCUAUAUUAGCUGUUGAGGUUUUCGAGAUCUUAAUAAAAUAUGAAACUUCCAUUAUCGAUCUAAAAUCAGCAGUUUACUUAUAUCAGUUAAUGGUUAUAUUAAAUUUACUUUCCGAUAAAAACUCUAAAACAAAACAAUCGCAAGAAAUAAGAUCAUUGUGUCGCAUACUAUUGUGUCGUAAAUGGUUUAAUUACGAUGGUUUAUUAGAGAAAGGAGCUCAAUGUAAUAUUUAUUUAGAUGAGUUAAUAAAAGGCUUUCUACGUGAUUCCGAUUUUAAAAGACAACGUGAAAUACUACGUAUUGUAAGAGAAGAAUCAAAAGCACUAAGUGGCAAAGAUAGUUCUCUGAAAUCAUUUCCUAAUUUUAAAAAAGCAAAUUUUCCAUUAUUUUUCCGUGGUUUAUGUGAGAUUCUUAUAACAUCUUUAAAUCAAAAAUUGACUACAAGUUCCCAAGAAACAAUAGACAAACUAGAAUUUUGGGAAUCUAGUUGCAAAAUUUUAAAUAUGCUGUUGGAAGUUGUGCAGGGUUUGGAUAUUCCUAGAAAUUUUCAAAUUUUCCUUAAGCAUUCUCAUUUAUAUUUGAAACUGGUGUUACAACAUGGUUUAAAUGUUUUUGAACAUUAUUUAAGACAAAAUCCAGAACGUGUUUGUGAAUUAAUAAAAACUAUGCAAACUACUACCAGAUUUUUACAUCAUCUCUGCUGCCAUUCUAAGGCCAUUAAAAAUACUGCCAUUGUCAGUCAAAUUCCAUUUUUACGAGAAACAGUGGAAAACUAUGUAUUUCGCAUUAAAGCCCUACUAACAGCCAAUAAAUGUGCGUCUGUCUUUUCUAUGGGUAAUUUGAAAAAUAAAGAUUUACAUGGUGACGAUUUAGUAUCGCAAUCCGGCACCUUUAGUACAGCAACUGGGCAAGAUAGUGACGAGGAAAUACCGGAUGACGACGUGAGUGUUGAUGAAUCUGUAAUGAGCCAUGAUGAUACGGAAAAUACGCGUAACGAUACGGAAAAUCGUAGUAAAUCGUCGUCAAGAAGUAAAUGUUUUUAAAUAAAACGAAAUUUAUUUGAAACUUUUUUUUUAUGCGAACUAUAUGCUUAAAUAUGCAAAAAUUAUAAGUGUUUUUUUUUAAUAAAUACUGAAAAAAUAACUAAAUUUGAAAUUUUUAUUAGAAUAUGUUCAUAUUGGAUGGAAUUUUAUAGUUUAUUUUCGUGAAAUUAUCAAAAUUGUACAGUUUGGCAGUGAUCGCUAGAUACAUCUUCCGCACGGUCAACCGAUUCAAAUAUCACUUUUAAUUUAAGGGCUAUAGGUUUUAAUAUUCUAUAAAACAUGAGCAAUAUUUUGAUAAUUUUAUUUGCUUAAUAUGUGGUAAUGGGCGUUUUAAAUGUUAUGCAAUUUAAAAUACUCAAAAAAUUCAUAAAAAUUUCAGCAAACACUGCAUAACAUUAUUGUUUUCAAAAUUUAUAAAAAAACACAAAAUUUAGUUUUUUAUGUCAUGUUUUCGUGAACAUGCUCUUUAUAUUUUUAUUUGUAAAUUAUUUCUUUUAAAUCGCAAGUUUUUUUUUAUAUUUUUAAGUUUUUUUUCUUUGCGAUUAUACAAGUACAAUGUUUUAUUGAAUAGAUACAUAUAAUAAUUAAAAA